Pungitius pungitius (ninespine stickleback) is the source of this 1827-nucleotide messenger RNA. RefSeq names its product solute carrier family 25 member 40 (gene slc25a40). Lineage: Eukaryota; Metazoa; Chordata; Actinopteri; Perciformes; Gasterosteidae. Gene Ontology annotation, biological process: mitochondrial transmembrane transport. The record is from RefSeq and is a predicted model, not a curated record. Gene Ontology annotation, cellular component: mitochondrion.
UAACCUGUUUUCUCGCGUGUUAGCUGGGUAAACGAAGCAGCUAGCUAUGAUUCCAACCCCCUGGACAUACACGUGUGCUUCCCGAUUGAACCUGUCAUUCAUUAACUGUCCUAGUUUCAGGAAACUCUGAACCCUGAGAGUGAUGUGCUUCUUAAUGAGAGACAUCGUAGAUCUUAAAGCGCAGUAGCAGAACAGAGUAUGAGCGUCCAAAGUCCAGAUGCUCCAGCCUCGAAUGGCAUUACUCCAUUUCAACAGAUGGUGGCGUCCUGCUCCGGAGCCAUCCUCACCUCCUUGUUAGUUACACCUUUGGAUGUUGUGAAGACCAGACUGCAAGCCCAGAAAACUCCCUUUCCCAAAGGGAAAUGCUUUGUCUACUGCAAUGGACUAAUGGACCACAUAUGUGUGUGUGAAAACGGCAACUCCAAGGCCUGGUACAAGGCCCCCAGUCACUUCAACGGCACAGUGGAUGCCUUUGUGAAGAUAGUACGCCACGAAGGGAUAAGGGCAUUAUGGAGCGGCCUACCGCCGACGCUCAUGAUGGCCGUCCCUGCUACAGUAAUCUACUUUACGUGCUACGACCAGCUGUGUGCCGCACUGCGAAUCAGGAUGGGGGACUUUGCUCAGGAGGCUCCUCUUCUGGCAGGAGCGAUCGCUAGAGUGGGUUCAGCGACAGUGAUCAGCCCUCUGGAACUGAUCCGCACCAAGCUGCAGUCUCAGAAACAGUCGUACAGGGAGCUGACUGACUGCAUCCAGUCUGCAGUGCAGACGGAGGGCUGGCGCUCUCUGUGGCGAGGUUUGGGGCCCACGCUGCUCCGAGACGUGCCCUUUUCAGCCAUGUACUGGUAUAACUACGAGAAGGGCAAGAGCUGGCUGUGUCAACGAUAUAACACCACAGAACCAACGUUCACCGUGACCUUCAUAUCUGGAGCAGUUUCUGGCGCUAUCGCAUCCAUUGUAACGUUACCUUUUGACGUUGUUAAAACCAGGAGGCAGGUGGAGCUUGGAGAGCUACAAGCAAAGAACUUGUCUUGUCGGGUCUCCUCCACCUUCAGCAUGAUGAGCAGGAUUGUGGCGCAGGACGGCUUUGCCGGAAUGUUUGCAGGUUUCCUCCCGAGGUUGAUCAAAGUGGCCCCAGCCUGCGCCAUUAUGAUCAGCACUUAUGAAUUUGGCAAAGACUUUUUCCGCAAACAUAACCAGGAACUCGGGCCGCUGCACAGCAGUAACAUCUGACAGUUCUUCAGUCUUUUUACCAAACAAGUAGACCACGUAGACGGAAAGGCUGAUGUUGCUAAAUGAAAAACAAAGGCAAGAUUUGAAGGGGAAAAAAAGUGAACAAUGGAAUUAUCUUUAUUAGUAUUUAGGGCCCGAGCAUCGACUCAGUUGGAGCGGAGGACCUAUUGAAAGAUUCUGAUAUUUAUUGUAAAACAUUGGAUAUUUUUUUUUUAUUUCUUUUUUGAACCCCUUGCCCCCCCAAAUAUUGGAAGUGAGGGUCUGAAGUGGCCCAAUGAGUUUGCUUUGUGGUAAUAGCUAAAUGAGCACUGGCUGAUCGAUUGCUUCCCUCUGGUGGAGGUUCCUGGUACUACGCAGCGUAAAGGAAAACUCACCUUUCCUCAGCUAUUUGCCUGAAAACUUAAUGGAGAUUCAACAGUGAUAUUUACGCAUCAUGUAACUUGGAAAUAAUUGAUCCUUUAAUACUAACAGAAAUUUGGUACUUUAGUACAUUCAACAGAAGAACAAAAACCAUGAAGAGCCUCAAAAAUGACCACAGAAUUGAGUUCAAACAUAAACCGCUAAAGAAGUACUCUCAAUAAAAGCUGUAGAUUUUAA